This is a messenger RNA of Carica papaya (papaya), 1212 nucleotides long. RefSeq names its product P-loop containing nucleoside triphosphate hydrolases superfamily protein. The record is from RefSeq and is a predicted model, not a curated record. Gene Ontology annotation, molecular function: GTP binding. NCBI's taxonomy places the organism in Eukaryota, Viridiplantae, Streptophyta, Magnoliopsida, Brassicales, Caricaceae.
CUUAAGCCCACAAAAGGCAUGAGAUUUAGCUUCACCAGCAUGAAACCCCCCCACCCGAAAUUCUCUAAAACCCUCGUAUCUCUGUAAGAAUGCUGCUCCGAAAUCGCCUCUGUACUUUUAAUUUCAAAUCUAUUUCAUCAGUUCCAUCAGCACAGUCUCAUCCGUUCACGCACUGUCUAAGAACUUACUUCUUUUUCUCGACCCACAAACAUUCCAACCAGAAUCGUCAAAUCUCGACUUCAGCUUCAAAAACAUCGAAGCGGUCAAUCUCCGAUGCCGCCCGGUUCGUGCGCACUGUGCUUUUCGUCCCGCCCGGGGUUGAGCCUGACGAAGUCACUGACGAGAUGAUAUUGCCCGGGUCCAACAUCGUAAUUGGACCCUAUGCGGGUCAUUCCCAGAUUAAAGAGGUAGAGUUCGUGAAAAGCAGCGGUCGGGCUAGAGAUUGCCCGAAAGAUGACCGUCCCGAGUUUGCCAUUCUGGGUCGUUCUAAUGUCGGGAAGUCGUCGCUAAUUAAUGCUCUGGUUCGCAAGAAAGAAGUUGCUCUUACUUCUAAAAAACCAGGGAAGACUCAGCUUAUAAAUCAUUUCUUGGUGAAUAAAAGCUGGUAUAUCGUGGAUUUGCCUGGUUAUGGUUUUGCUAAAGCUCCAGGCACUGUUCGAGUAGAUUGGUCUUCUUUCACAAAGGGUUACUUCUUAAAUAGGGAAACUCUUGUUGGUGUUCUUCUUCUCAUCGAUGCAAGUGUUCCUCCACAAAAGAUAGAUUUCGACUGUGCUAAUUGGCUCGGACGCAACAAUAUACCAAUGACUUUCGUUUUCACAAAAUGUGACAAAAUGAAGGCGGGCAAAGGAAAAAGACCUGAUGAGAACAUCAGAGAAUUUCAAGAACUGAUGAGAGAGAAUUACAAGAAACAUCCCCCCUGGAUCAUGACUAGCAGUGUCACUGGCUUGGGGAGAGAUGAGCUGCUUCUGCAUAUGUCACAGUUAAGGAACUACUGGGAUCAAUAGUUAUUUUGAGCUGUAUUUUCUUUCUUUCUUUCUUUCUUUUUUCUGGUCUGGAAAUUUUGAGAUUUUAUUUUGACAAAAAUGAAAUGUAAUUAUAGAAAUGAAGCAACCUUCUACAGUUUUAUAGUCACGUGACGAAGUGCUGUUUUGUAGCAUCAUAUGUAUACAUACCGUACAUUAAAUAUAGAAUUGUAUUUCGAGAACUCUCUAA